Chelonoidis abingdonii (Abingdon island giant tortoise) is the source of this 1719-nucleotide messenger RNA. The record is from RefSeq and is a predicted model, not a curated record. Lineage: Eukaryota; Metazoa; Chordata; Testudines; Testudinidae.
AUGAGGCAGCCCAUAAAAGAGAUCAAGAAGCCAAGGAUGCAGCCCACCAAAGAAAACAAACAGAAGAAAGAUGCAGCCCCACAGAGAACAGAUAUAAACUUCCAGAGGAGAAAAAACCAACAGGAGAUGGAAAACGAGGGAUGCCCAUCGGCAGCCCUGGAAUUAAAUGGAACCCAAAAUGCUCACCGACGGCGGGGAGACUGGCCAAAUGGAUGGGAGCAAAGUGCAGAAAGCAAGAAAGCUACUGUAAAGGCACAAAAUGCUCUCCUCCGAAAGUACAGAAUUAUUGAUUUCCUUAUUGGUUUCUGCCAUGGUGGCUUCAUCAUUGGCAUCACCUGCAUGCUUCACAACAGCCCUGUGAAGUGCCAGUGUAGCCGUCUUUUGCUUCUGCUAGUCCUCCUGAAGCCUUUCACCUGCCAUCCAGCUAGCCCGAAUGAGAAGGAAAUAGGAUCUAACAAACUCCUUCUGGUUUCUUUUGAUGGAUUCCAUUGGAAUUAUGACCAGUAUGUCGACACCCCAAACAUGGAUCUCCUGAUGAAGCAGGGAGUGAAGGCUAAGUACAUCACCCCUCCUUUCGUGACCAUGACUUCCCCAUCGCAUUUCACAACUAUCACUGGUCACUGGAUUGAAGAUCAUGGAGUGAUUCACAAUCUGAUGUUUAACCCAGAGACCCUGAGGAAGUUCUCUCAUAAGGCAACCCAAAACAAGACAGAGUGGUGGGACAAUGGGGUAUUGCCAUUAUGGAUCACCGCUCAGAACCAGGGGAAAAAAACAGCCUCAUUCCAUUAUCCUGGUGGUGGUGCCACUUACAAGGGGCAAUCGGUCAACAGAACUCUAGUAGAGUCGUUUGAUCAUCCUGACAGCAAUGAGACUGAGUGGAGAGAAAAUAUUGAUAUGGUUAUGAGCUGGUUUAUCAAAGAGAACUCUGAUUUUGUCACACUUUACUAUGGAGAACCUGAUAAAGUGGAGCACAGAAAGGGCCCUGAAACAGAAGACAGGAAGAUUAUCAUUCAACAGAUUGAUAGAACCAUUGGCUACUUUGUAGAAGCUAUUGAGAAACAUAACCUGAAGAAUAAGCUGAAUGUCAUCAUUACAUCUGAUCAUGGUAUGAUCACAGUAAAGAAGAAACCUGAAGUACAGGAGAUCUUAUUGUCCAACUACACCAAAUUCAGCAUCUUGGUCAAGUUUGACAUAUUGGACUAUGGUGGCUUUGGGAUGAUAACCCCCAAAGUAGGAAAAGAAGAGGAACUAUAUCAGGCACUGAAGAAUGCACAUCCUUAUCUAAAGGUGUAUAAAAAAGAAGAGUUUCCUGAACACUUCCACUAUGCGAAACAUGAACGAGUUUUAUCAAUCCUUGUUUAUGGUGACCCUGGCUAUAGUAUGGAUUCUGGGUUUAUAUUAUACGUUAACAAAGGAGAUCACAGAUUUGACAAUGAGGAUAUGGACAUGAAGACAACAUUCAGAGCUUUUGGUCCCGAUUUCAAAGAGAAUUACUUAGCUGAGCCCUUUGACAGUAUCCACAUUUAUCCACUGAUGUGUAAACUCCUGGGCAUCAAUCCACAGCCCAAUAAUGGAUCUCUAGAAUUUACACAGAAAAUGCUCAUUGAUACUUCACAGCCAGAGCCAAACAUCCUGCUUACUGCAAUAAUUUUAAGUGCCAUAGCAGCAAUGCUUGUGCUAAUAUUCAUCUCAUCAGUGACUUAUACUGCCAUACAAUGA